CCUUUUCUCUAUUGUGCCCAGCACAUACCGGUAGAAACGCAAACAGGCUUAUACUUUGCGAUAGUGGCGCUACCCGCUACGAAUUAACUUUUGCUUCGCCUUUUGGAGCACGCUGUACAUCUAUACCAUAAUUGUCAAUUGAGUGAGUGUAUACAUAUCAAAACGUGAUUUUCCUCGUUUUUUGGUGAUCAUAAAUAAACUUUUUCGAAUGUAGAAAUAAAUUUUACAUUAAAAAUAAAAAAGAACGUUAUUAUAUAUCAGUCCAUAUAUGUUGUAAAUAGUUAAAAAAAGUUUCCGAUGGAUUUAUUUUAGAAUUUGAAACAGACAAAUAUUUCCAUUAUGAAUUCUUUAGAUGAUUCUAAUGAUUCAGAUUCAGAAUUAAUUGGCAAUAAUGAUUCAAUAAUUGGAGAAAUAUUAAUACAGAUGAAAUCCGAAUUUAAUAAAUCUGUAGAUCCUUCAAUUAUAAAAAAUAAAAUUGUUAAUAAUCAAGUAACCACUUCGGAGUCUAUUGACACUGCCAAAGAUAAUUGUUUACCACAAGAAAGUACCGUGACGGAGGAAUUUGUUACGAAAUCUGUAACUAAUAUCUCUACAAAAUCUAUUGAAAAUGUCGAAAAUUCUCUAGAUAAAGAAGUCUCAAAUAAUAUUGCAAAUGGUAAUAAUCAAAGCAAUGAAACUACUGAAAAUGGAAAUAAAACAAAUUUUGUAAAUAAUACGGAAGAUAAAGUUGUUCAUAUUGAACAAGAAGAAACAGUACAAAGAAAAACUAAAACUAAAAUUAAUAAUACAAUUUUAAGUAAUCGUAAUGAAAUGCAUGAAGAGGAGAACGAGUUAUUGACUGAAGACAAAAAUCUAACCGUUCGAGAAAAGAAAAAGGAAGAUAAUAUUCGUCCACGGUGUCGCAGUUCGUUACGUAACAAAUUAACAGUUGAAAAUCCGGGAUUAAAACGAUCAUCACGUCGAUUAAGUAAAGAUUUCGGUGAAACUGUCUUACAAAGUGCAAUUGCGCGAAAAGAAAAGUCGUACAAUGAGACUGUAAAGCCACAGAGAUUAAGUCGCCGCUUAAAACCGAAGAAGUUAAAUAAUACGGAAACACCACCGAAAAGUCCUCGAAAUAAACGUCGAAAUUCGAUUAGUGAAAAAAUUAAAUCGAACGAUGAAAAUAAUUCAAAUGAAAAUAUUUCGACAUCUUUAGAAAAUAAUUCUUUACUACCUCAAUCCAAUGAAAAUUUAUCUGAAAUAAUUUCUGAAAAUAUUGAUUCAGAUAUAAAAGAAAAAACACCUCCUAAAAAAAAUAAAAAUGUAAAAAACCUAAGGCUUCCAAAAAAGAAUGUUGAGGCCGUAAUUGACAACGCGAUUUUAACAAUUGAAAAUACCUCAAAUCAAAUUGAAAGUAUAUCAAAUGAAACUGAAAAUCCUUCGGAUACAAUUGACAAUAAAUUGUCACCGGAAAUUCUCGAAAAUGAUAAUGCAAUUCCUUUAAUUUCAUUAUCAGCAGAAGCCAAAAAACCUUUAACGAGACGGAAAACAAGUGACAGCGACAGCAAAAAUGUAUUGGAAAAUGCAUUGCCUACAAUUGUUCGAAGACGAUCACAUCGUCAAACUACUUCGCCACAACAAGUAGAUCAAACUGAUAAACUGCCACCAGAUCAAUCAAAGAGUCCACCAGCAAUCCCACAAUUGGAAGGCUUGAAAACUUGUCUAUGUUUAAAAAGAACCCAAAUUGAAAUAGAAAUUUCAAACGAAAAUGAAAUGUUUUGUACUGCUGUGGAUAGUGUAAGUGGAAAGUGUAUUGGAUGUAAUAAUAUGGCAGAUAUUUCGGAUAUUCGGCGUCCGUCUAAUAGAGUACCAUUUUUAAUUCUUUGUACGGUGCAUUUCCAAAGAAUUAUUCGACACAAUUGUUGUCCCGGAUGUGGCAUGUUUUGUACUGAGGGAACUUUUAUUUGCUGUAAAAAUGGUCAUCAAUAUCACCGUGAGUGUGCUAGUAUUAUCGAUGUGACGUAUGACGGACAACAUUUGGAAGAAAGACCUCUGCAAUGUUUACAUUGUGGAUUAAUAGAAAACCAAAAAGAAGUACAAUUAAUAAUGAAAUCUUCAAUUAAACUUGCAUUUUUACCAUUCCAAAGAUCUUAUUACCCUGCUGCAAAAAUGAAAAUCCAAUAUAUAGAACACGAUCAAUAUAAGAUGGUUGAAGAUAAUGGAUAUUAUUUGGAAAAUGAAAAUUACAAAAAACUUUCAAAAUUAUGCACAAACAAAAACGAUAAUGGAUUUUUGUUUACAUCUGAAGAUCUUUAUGAAGCUGCUGAAACUGGGGAUAUAGAAAAAUUAUCUGAAAUCAUAGCAAGUGGAAUCGACUUACAACAGUCUAUUGACAGUCACGAUGGUGAUACAGCAUUACAUGCAGCAUGCACAGGUGGUCAUAAAAUAGCUGCUUAUAUGUUAUUAGUAGCCGGUGCAUCUGUGAAUGUUAUAAACAAUGGUCAAAAAACCCCGUUAAUGAACGCAAUACUUGGAUUUCAUGAAGAAAUGUUAUAUUUCUUAAUUAAAAAUGGUGCCAAGAUAUCGUUUAAAGGGCCAGAUGGAAUGACUGCUUUACAUUUAGCCGCUAAAAUAGGGUUUUUAAACGGAUGUAAAAUAUUAGUGUCUUCGUCAAAUAACGAUAAACAAUUUAUUGAUGAAAAAGAUGAUGGAGGAUGGACACCAUUAGUAUGGGCGUGUGAACAUGCUCAUGGUGAUAUUGCAAGAUUUUUAUUGUGGCGUGGUGCCGAUCCACAAAUUAGAGAUUUAGAACAUAAUGUACCGUUGCAUUGGGCUGCGUUUGGCGGAAAUUACGAAACAAUAGAUUUAUUAUUAAGUCUCGGGGUUGACGUUAAUGCUAAAAACGUUCAUAAAGAAUCUCCUUUGCAUAUUGCUGCACGUCAAGAUCGAUAUGACUGUAUAAUUAUCUUGUUAGCUCACAAAGCAAUACCAGAUUAUGUCAAUUCUGAUGGUGAAACACCACUGGAUUGUUGUGGUGAAAAAUCACAAAAGUGUAGAGAUAUAAUAUCGUUAAAUAUACAAUUACGAGCCAUGUUUUCAAAUGUUCCAUCUAAAGAUCCAGUUUUAGCAUAUGAUAUAUCUAAUGGCAAAGAAUUAAAUCCUAUUCAGUGUAUUAACUCUUGUGAUGACGAACCAAAGCCUUCCGAUUUUAUUUAUAUAACAGAAAAUUGUAUUACUGCAGAUAUAAGAAUUGAUAGAAAAGUGACAACAUUACAAUUCUGUCGAUGUGAGGAUAAAUGUGGAACACCAUCUUGUCAGUGUAACAACAUAUCGCUGAGAUGUUGGUACGAUGAUCAAGAAAGAUUGUUACCUGAAUUUGAUUAUUUAGAUCCACCAAUGAUAUUUGAAUGUAAUCAAAUGUGUUCCUGUAAUACAAUAACGUGUAAAAACCGUGUUGUCCAAAAAGGUUUAACACAACGGUUUCAAAUAUUUAGAACAAAAACAAAAGGAUGGGGUGUAAAAACUUUACGAUUUAUUAAACGUGGUACAUAUGUGUGUGAAUAUAUUGGAGAAAUUUUAUCAGAUUUAGAAGCAGAUCAACGUGAAGAUGACAGCUAUUUAUUUGAUUUGGAUAGUCGUGUAUGUACAAUUGGUUAUGGUAUUUUAACAAAAGAAGGUGAAACUUACUGUAUUGAUGCUAGAAAAUAUGGUAAUUUAGCUCGUUUUAUUAAUCAUCAUUGUUCUCCAAAUCUUUUGCCAGUACGAGUGUUUAUAGAUCACCAAGAUCUACAUUUUCCAAGAAUAGCAUUCUUUGCAAAUCGAGAUAUUGCUGCCGAUGAAGAAUUAGGGUUCGAUUACGGUGAAAAAUUUUGGAUAAUUAAAUGUAAAUCAUUUACUUGUACCUGUGGUGCUAGCAAUUGUCGCUAUUCGGAUGCUACAAUUGAAUCGACUUUAAAAGUGUAUCAACUGAGAGAAGAACAAAUUAACUUACAGCAACAGCAAUUGCUUUUACAGCUAAACAAAUAA
Messenger RNA from Chrysoperla carnea, 4005 nucleotides. RefSeq names its product histone-lysine N-methyltransferase EHMT2-like. NCBI's taxonomy places the organism in Eukaryota, Metazoa, Arthropoda, Insecta, Neuroptera, Chrysopidae. The coding region runs from base 340 to 4005 and encodes 1221 amino acids. The record is from RefSeq and is a predicted model, not a curated record. Gene Ontology annotation, cellular component: nucleus. Gene Ontology annotation, molecular function: histone methyltransferase activity; zinc ion binding; p53 binding. The transcript has 11 exons.